Molecule: messenger RNA, 4686 nt
Organism: Gorilla gorilla gorilla (western lowland gorilla)
Lineage: Eukaryota; Metazoa; Chordata; Mammalia; Primates; Hominidae
Gene: PPP6R1
Product: protein phosphatase 6 regulatory subunit 1
Exons: 24
Coding region: 1292-3937 (881 amino acids)
Cellular component (GO): cytosol; nucleus
Molecular function (GO): protein phosphatase binding; protein phosphatase regulator activity
Source: RefSeq, a predicted model, not a curated record
AGCCGGGCGUCGGAGGCCCUCAGGACGGUCGCAGAGCCCGGAGAUUGAGCGGCUUUGGCGAAGGGGUGGUUAACGAAGUAGGCCUCGGCUUCCGUCGGUCGCUGCUCGGCUCUGCGGCCCCUUUGGACCGCGGAGGAGGUCGCCUUCCCCUCCCGUGGGGCGCUCGGUUGGACUGUGGAAACCGGGGCAACUUCCCCCGUCUUCCCGGCUGGGGCGCCUGCGCGGGCCUCGCGACCCGGCUCGCCAACCCACCUCGGCCCGCACGCCCACCUCGCCUGCGGACCCCGGAGGUGCCUACGCGGACUAGUGACGCCCCACGCCCGCCGGCAACUCCACCCGGCGCUGACCCCCUCAACUCUGCAGGACCCGGCGCGCGAGGACCCCACGACCCGCGGGCGCCUGCGCGGACCCCGCGAGCCCCGGCGCCUGCGCGAGUCCCCGACGCCGCCCCCGCCCCCACUUACCGGGCCCCGCAGCAGGGGCCGGAGCCGCCGGCGGCGGGGCGGGGGGGGCGCCCCGAUGAGCCCCGAGUGCGAGGAGCCGCCGCCCCCCCUCGCAGGUGAGCGGCCCGCGUCGGCCGACCCUAUCUCUCCAGGGCCAGGCGCCCACGUCUUCCCCUCUCCGCGUCCCCUCAGGCUUUUUCCUCUCGGGACCCCCGCGGGUCUUUUCUGCUUCGGAUCCUUUCCCUCCUUCCUUCGGGUUCCCUCUCCACGGCACCCCGUUUCUUCCCCCUCGACCCUCCCCAGUCUCUUAAUCUCUACACCUCAGCUCCGCCGCCACCCUAGUCUCAGUCUCUUGCCCUCCGCCUUUUCCCACUCGCUCUCUGCAGCUGCGCUCCCCAGUCCCUGAGCCUCAGCUCCGCUCUCUUGCCUCUCUGGCCGGUUCCCCGGCCCCCCAGCAGUCUUUCCCCUGGUUACCCUGGACUUUGCCCGCUUACACCCUUCCCUCUCGCCCCGAUCUCUGCCCCGCCACCUCUUCCGUGGCGCAGCCUCCUUAGAUCCCCGGAGCUCAGGACUGGAGGAGCGGGGCUUGUUUUCACCUUCACCGACCCUCUCCCGCCUCCCGCUUCUUGUGCGAGGGACCUGGGAGCGGGGCUUCUCUGGAGCAGCCACCACUCGGGCCUGCUUCAGUGAGAUGAAGCCUGCUGAGGGCAGGCAGGGAGCCUGGCGCUGGGCACCGAGGAGGGGGCAUCAGCCCUAGGCCCUGCCCUGGAGGUGGAGCCGGUCCCUGGAGGGGGUACAAAGGCAGAGCCGGACAGUCACCAUUCCUGCGUGUUGUGAUCGAGGGCGCCAUGUUUUGGAAGUUUGACCUGCACACAAGCUCGCACCUGGACACGCUGCUGGAGCGGGAGGACCUGAGCCUGCCCGAGCUGCUGGACGAGGAAGACGUGCUGCAGGAGUGCAAGGUCGUCAACCGCAAGCUGCUGGACUUCCUGCUGCAGCCACCCCACCUGCAAGCAAUGGUGGCCUGGGUCACCCAGGAGCCGCCAGAUAGCGGUGAGGAGCGGCUGCGCUACAAGUACCCCAGUGUGGCCUGCGAGAUUCUGACCUCAGACGUGCCCCAGAUCAAUGACGCCCUGGGUGCUGAUGAGUCCCUUCUGAACCGGCUCUACGGCUUCCUGCAGAGCACCGGCAGCCUCAACCCACUGCUGGCCAGCUUCUUCAGCAAGGUCAUGGGCAUCCUCAUCAACCGCAAGACAGACCAGCUCGUGUCCUUUCUUCGGAAGAAGGAUGACUUCGUGGACCUGCUGCUGCAGCACAUUGGCACCUCGGCCAUCAUGGACCUCCUGCUGCGCCUGCUCACCUGUGUGGAGCGGCCUCAGCUGAGGCAGGACGUUGUCAAUUGGCUCAACGAGGAGAAGAUCGUCCAGCGGCUGAUUGAGCAGAUCCACCCGUCGAAGGAUGAGAAUCAACAUUCCAACGCAUCCCAGUCCCUGUGUGACAUCAUCCGCCUGAGCCGGGAGCAGAUGAUCCAAGUCCAGGACAGCCCAGAGCCUGACCAACUGCUGGCCACCCUGGAGAAGCAGGAGACGAUUGAGCAGCUCUUAAGCAACAUGUUCGAGGGGCAGCAGAGCCAGUCUGUCAUCGUCAGUGGGAUCCAGGUGCUGCUGACCCUGCUGGAGCCCAGGAGGCCGAGGUCCGAGUCCGUGACCGUGAACAACUUCUUCAGCAGUGUGGAUGGGCAGCUGGAGCUCCUGGCCCAGGGGGCCCUGGAAAGCACUGUGUCCAGUGUGGGUGCCUUGCACGCCCUACGCCCGCGGCUCAGCUGCUUCCACCAGCUCCUACUGGAGCCUCCCAAGCUGGAGCCGCUACAGAUGACGUGGGGCGUGCUGGCUCCGCCUCUGGGCAACACGCGGCUGCACGUGGUCAAGCUCCUGGCCAGUGCCCUGAGCGCCAAUGAUGCAGCCCUGACGCACGAGCUCCUGGCACUGGACGUGCCCAACACCAUGCUGGACCUCUUCUUCCAUUAUGUCUUCAACAACUUCUUGCACGCCCAAGUAGAGGGGUGCGUGAGCACCAUGCUGAGCCUGGGGCCGCCUCCUGACAGCAGCCCUGAGACGCCCAUCCAAAACCCUGUUGUGAAACAUCUGCUGCAGCAGUGCCGCCUGGUGGAGCGGAUCCUGACGUCCUGGGAGGAGAACGACCGUGUACAGUCUGCGGGAGGCCCUCGGAAAGGCUACAUGGGCCACCUGACAAGAGUGGCCAACGCCCUGGUGCAGAACACGGAGAAGGGGCCCAAUGCAGAGCAGCUGGGGCAGCUGCUGAAGGAGCUGCCCAGCGAGCAGCAGGAGCAGUGGGAAGCCUUUGUAUCGGGGCCCCUGGCGGAGACCAACAAGAAGAACAUGGUGGACCUGGUGAACACCCACCACCUACACUCCUCCAGUGACGAUGAGGACGACCGGCUCAAGGAGUUCAACUUCCCUGAGGAGGCUGUGCUGCAGCAGGCCUUCAUGGACUUCCAGAUGCAGCGCAUGACCUCUGCCUUCAUUGACCACUUUGGCUUCAAUGAUGAGGAGUUUGGAGAGCAGGAGGAGAGUGUGAACGCACCUUUUGACAAGACAGCCAACAUCACCUUCUCCCUCAAUGCUGACGAUGAGAACCCCAACGCCAACCUACUUGAGAUAUGCUACAAGGACCGCAUCCAGCAGUUUGAUGAUGAUGAGGAAGAGGAGGACGAGGAAGAGGCCCAGGGCUCAGGGGAGUCUGAUGGAGAAGAUGGCGCCUGGCAGGGCAGCCAGCUGGCCAGGGGGGCCCGUCUGGGCCAGCCCCCUGGUGUCCGGAGUGGAGGCAGCACAGACAGUGAGGACGAAGAAGAGGAGGACGAGGAGGAGGAGGAAGACGAGGAGGGCAUUGGCUGUGCAGCCCGUGGAGGGGCCACCCCCCUGUCCUACCCCAGCCCUGGCCCUCAGCCUCCAGGCCCCAGCUGGACAGCCACCUUUGACCCAGUGCCUACAGAUGCCCCGACCAGCCCCCGAGUCUCCGGGGAGGAAGAGCUGCACACUGGGCCUCCAGCCCCACAGGGGCCCCUCAGUGUGCCCCAGGGCCUCCCCACUCAGAGUCUGGCCAGCCCUCCUGCCCAUGAAGCUCUGCAGCUCAGGUCUCAGGACCCCACACCCCCUUCAGCACCUCAGGAAGCCACAGAAGGCAGCAAAGUCACGGAGUCCUCAGCCCCUUGCCAGGCCUUGGUUAGCAUUGGGGACCUUCAGGCCACCUUCCACGGGAUCCGUUCUGCCCCCAGCUCCUCGGACAGUGCAACCAGAGACCCCUCUACCUCUGUCCCAGCCUCCGGGGCCCACCAGCCCCCCCAGACCACAGAAGGGGAGAAGAGCCCAGAGCCCUUGGGGCUUCCCCAAAGCCAGAGUGCCCAGGCCCUCACGCCUCCUCCGAUACCCAAUGGCUCUGCCCCGGAAGGGCCUGCAUCCCCAGGCUCCCAAUAGCUGCCUGGUGCGGCAGCGGCGGCCAAAUCUUCCGUCCUCCCGUGGAUCUCCCAGGGUGGGGGCAGGGCGGGUCCCACGAUGGCCCCCAUUGCCCUCAUCACCCUGACACCCCCACAUUCUCUCCUCUGGACCCCCAGGAGGCUGGUGCCAGGGAGACAGGCCCAACCCACCCCCAUUUGCACUGAGAAGAGAAGUUUUGGAGCGUUGCCUCCUAGAAUAAAGAUACAGAGAGUCAAAUAGAGAGAAUGGAGAGAGAGAAGCAUAUAUUAUAUAUUAUCUAGAGAGAGGGAGGAGAGCGAGAGAGAGUGAGGACACCGAACUGGGCUGGCGGCUCCAAAGCACAGCCUUCCCUGUUCCGUCCCAGCGGGAGCUGGUGUUAGGGGUCCCAAGGUUGCCACCCACGUGCCCAGCUGUCCCACGCUCCAGCGCAGACGGCCACGCCCACACCCGGCCUUUUAGCUCAGGUCCACCAUGGGGGACGGCCCAGCGUGGGUGGGGGUGCCAGAGGGUCCCGAGUGGGGGCCGUGCCUUUGCCCAGACCCUGCACUUUCAACCAGGCCAGUCCGGCUCUGGGGAGCAGGGGCCUCCCCGGCAACACCCCCAGGGGCCUUGAGGGUCUGAGGUCCCAGCCCUGUUGCCAAGUGGCCUUGUCCCCAGCUCCCUCCUCCCAGGCUGGUGUGAGUGUGCGUGCGUUUGUGCCGAGCUUCUAUUUCAUAUUGCAAAUAUAAAUAAAGGAAGGCAGUUUACGA